Molecule: messenger RNA, 348 nt
Organism: Amoebophrya sp. A25
Lineage: Eukaryota; Dinophyceae; Syndiniales; Amoebophryaceae
Source: the annotation of a GenBank genome assembly
ACCUGACGACUCAGUUUCAGCACCCUCGGUUUCUCCGGAGAAAAGCAGAGCCUCCGUAACAACAAGGGGCAGCAAACUACGGCAGCCCAGUAUAGUGCGCGCUUCAAGUCGAGAAUCGAAUCGUACGCGGGAGUCUAGUCUACGAGGUGGCAGCGUGCGGGAGGCAAGUCUUCGAGAUAGCGCUAAUAUUAAGGCUCAAUGAAUGCUCAAUUGAAUUGAUUUCUACAAGUGGUCAUUUCUUGCUGUUUCCCUUUUAGGAUUCCGAAGAAAUGGGGGGAAGAAGUGAAUCGCUUUGAGCUCUAAUAAUAUAUCUGCACCGGUGCUGGACGGCAGUCGGGAACAAGGUAG